This is a messenger RNA of Eruca vesicaria subsp. sativa (arugula), 756 nucleotides long. The record is from the annotation of a GenBank genome assembly. Lineage: Eukaryota; Viridiplantae; Streptophyta; Magnoliopsida; Brassicales; Brassicaceae.
CCUAAUUAAGCAAACCAAAAUAAGAGACUUGAGAAUCAAAAUCAAAUCUCCCUUCUUUUUUAUUAUAAUUAAUUAAUAAAUGGUAAAACCAAUUCCUAUCACAACAGUUCUAAGAGGAGCGUCAACUGCAGCCUCCAAAUUCAUCAAAUCAUCGAAACCCAUCCGACCCAUCUCCUCCAACAACACCAUGGCUAGUCCCAACAAAGACUCCUCUACCGCCGCCACUUCCAGCGAAAGUAGCCGCCGCAGCGUCCCGCUUUCCGCGGUGGUAGCGGACUGUGCGAAACGGUGGUUUCAAGACACUCUUGAAGAAGCAAAAGCCGGGAACAUCACUAUGCAAGUUGUAUUGGGUCAGAUGUAUAACUCUGGCUACGGAGUUCCCAAAGAUGCUCGAAAGGGGAGGGUUUGGAUUACGAAAGCAUCAAGAGUUCGUUCAUCAGUGUGGAAAGUGCAGGCUAAACGACCAGGUUACAACGCGUCUGAUUCAGAUUCAGAUUCAGAAUCUGAGUAGCAUGUAAAUCGUUUGUCGAGAAAGAUCUUUGUUUUGUGUUCUGUUUGGUCUCAUUUUGGGAUGUUCCAAGUUCAUACAAUAAACAAUGUGUCUUGUCUCCGCGCAAAUCAUUUUUGUGUCUUUAUUAUAUAUGUUUCUGUUUCAUCUUUUGUGAAAGCUGUUGUUGAUUUUGUAUGUUACUAGCAAUGAAAUUCUGUCACACCAAUGUAGCAGUUUUUGUAAGGAGUUAGUCCAAAGAUGUUAAG